This is a messenger RNA of Rhinichthys klamathensis goyatoka, 1829 nucleotides long. RefSeq names its product growth factor receptor-bound protein 2a (gene grb2a). Gene Ontology annotation, molecular function: protein binding. The transcript has 6 exons. NCBI's taxonomy places the organism in Eukaryota, Metazoa, Chordata, Actinopteri, Cypriniformes, Leuciscidae. The record is from RefSeq and is a predicted model, not a curated record. The coding region runs from base 567 to 1226 and encodes 219 amino acids.
GAGAACUGGGACAACCAAUCUCUCUCCCGUUUCAUGCCAAAUCUGUAGCCUACUACAAUCUUCACAGCGAGAUGAAAAGGUUUAGAUAACCGGGCACGCGCGUUUGAAUCGAAUCUCUGAUCUAUAGUGCACCGUCGAUUUAUGUAGUUUCUAUUUAUUAAUACAGUGUGCGAAGUUUUUGUUUGGACCUUUCCAUCUUUGCUGACCAUAACACGAAGGAAGCGGAAAUUAACAGCCCGCUUGCUUUUCCCAGAGCUACUCCGGAGUCGGGAAAAUUGACUGAAAUAGUGAGCCGUAUAACAUGAUUUUACUGUUGUUAAAAUACAGUAGUUUUAUUUAGGUAUCUUUUUCAAAGCGUAAGGGGGAUCGGAUCGGAGAGGGAGACUCUGCACCUCUGUGACUUGGGUUGACAGCACGCAGACCAGGAAGAUCUGUCACUCCACGGACAGCAGGGAAGAGGACAGAAAUUAAAAGAUUGAAUCAGAUCAGUUAGGGGUGUUAUUCUGCAUGUAGAAACACUUCCUUCUGGAGCUGUAUAUCUGUCUUGUGUCCACACAGUCCAUGCCAUGGAGGCAAUAGCUAAAUACGAUUUCAAAGCUACUGCGGAUGAUGAAUUAAGUUUCAAGCGUGGAGAGAUUCUAAAGGUUUUAAAUGAGGAAUGUGACCAGAACUGGUACAAGGCAGAACUCAAUGGAAAAGAAGGAUUCAUCCCUAAAAAUUACAUAGAAAUGAAGCCACACCCCUGGUUUUAUGGGAAGAUUCCCCGUGCAAAAGCAGAAGAAAUGUUAAAUAAACAGAGACACGAUGGAGCUUUUCUCAUUAGGGAGAGUGAGAGUGCACCUGGAGACUUCUCACUGUCUGUCAAGUAUGUAUUUGGGAAUGAUGUCCAGCAUUUCAAAGUCUUACGGGACGGAGCAGGAAAAUACUUCUUGUGGGUGGUCAAAUUUAACUCGUUAAACUCUUUAGUAGAUUAUCAUCGAUCCACUUCUGUGUCCAGGAAUCAGCCCAUUUUCCUCAGGGACAUUGAACAGGUACCACAGCAUUCCACAUAUGUUCAAGCUUUGUUUGACUUUGACCCUCAAGAGGAUGGAGAGCUGGGUUUCAGGCGUGGAGAUUUCAUCCAGGUCCUGGACAACUCGGAUCCUAAUUGGUGGAAGGGGGCUUGUCACGGACAGACAGGAAUGUUUCCUCGCAAUUAUGUCACGCCUGUCAAUCAAAACAUGUAACUUUCAGAGAAAAUGUUUGCCUGCUUAAAGCACUUGUGGACUUCCAGCUGGGUUGCCACGGAAACCACAGAGGGGAGAGAAAAGGCUCAAUUUGUGACAUGGAUGUCGAUUGGCCGAAAAAAAGAGACUGUGCUGUUUGGAGUGGUUGACAUUUUAUGAAGCAAUAUUGGCUGUGUGAGAAGAAUGUUCCGGACUGAUAUUUCGUUCGUGUACUGUGCAUCACAUCAGCUUAGCUUUAUAUGCAACUUUAUUUCAUGUUAUAUGACAUCUGCUGUACUAAAAAAAAAAAAAAAUGUAUGUGAAGGAAAGUCUUAUGCCACAAAUAAGAGGUUGAUAUCACUCAGCACACCACUGUGUUACAGUUUUGCACCAGGAUUCAUUUUAAAGCACCAUGUUAUGUUUUUUUUAUAUUGUUAAAAUGCAUAGUGAGUUUUUCAUUUUUGCUUUUUGUCUUUUGUCAUGUUUUCAUAUGUAGUGUUGCCAUGUUAUUUGGUGUGGGAUGAUCAAGCAUAAUCUCAUGCCAUAGUAAAAUUACAUGUAGUCGUCUUGUUCUCUUAAAGGGACAGUUCACCCAAAAAUGAAAAUUCUUUAUUUACCUACUCU